AUGCCACGUGGCGAACUCAGCGCCAGCCAAAUCUCACAGAUCAGAGCUUAUAUAUUGGCCAAGUCGCCCGAUGCAUCCGUGGCAAGAGAGUAUUCGUUUGAAGGAGUCAAACAUGUACUGGCCGAGGCCACCUCCCCCGUCACCUCCAUGGCGUUCGCCCCCCUUCGGAACGACCUCUUGACGUUUGGAUGUGCGGAUGGGGAGAUCUGGCUGGUCUGCCUGCCACCGACAUCCGCACCCACAUCCGCACAGCCAUCAUGUGCAAAGGUUCCAUCGCCUCAACUUCAGUUUGGCGAUGGUGGGUACAUCUGCAGGCAAUCUGGAGAUCUUCAACUGCAGCACCGACCGGCACACAUGCCUCCGGGCCUUGCAGGCAUGCUCCACAGCAAGUACCAAAUCACGCCAGCGGGCUCGGGGCUACAGAUAACUGCUCUGGAUAGCAGCAAUCAUCACGUAUUUGUUGGGGACUCUGCGGGGUCUCUCCACUGGUAUGCGUGCGAGCUCCGUGGCCGCCAGCUGUCGCGCCUCAAACCCGUGGGGAGGCUGCGGUUGGCGGCGGGGGCGGGGGCGGGGGCGGGGGCAGUAGCUGCAAGUGGAGGAGGAGGUGGUAGCGGAGCAGCAGGGCAUGUAGCGGCGGUGACAGCGCUGCAGUACGUGCCGUUUUGCCGUACAACCGACACGCCGGUGCUUAUGGCGGCGUUGCAGGAUGGCUCUCUUUGUAUUGUACGAGCUAACGAGGUACGACACCUCGCGGAUCUGUACCUGCGCCGGAUCGUCUCGCCGCCGGCAGCGGCAGAGACGGCGGCGGCCGCCGUCACCGCAUCCGGCACGUCGUUCCGUACAGCCCGCUCGUCGUCGUCCAGCAUCGCCACAGCGGCGGCGGCGGACGUGCCGCUGAUAACGUACGGCUCCGACGAUACGGCAGUGUACAUCGUGGAUGUGACGUCGCGGGGCUUCGGCGGCCCAGCGGGCCCCGGCCGAAGCCGUGGCGGCUGCAGCACGUCGACUUCGGAGCGGCCCAUGACGGUUACGGUACUGAAGGCGCAUCGUGCGGCGGUUACGGCGGUUGCCUGGACGUACGACGAGGCGCUGCUGGCUUCGGCGGAUGCGGAGGGCCUCGUGGUGCUGUGGCGGCGAUGCCGGCUGUUCUGA
Molecule: messenger RNA, 1152 nt
Organism: Volvox carteri f. nagariensis
Lineage: Eukaryota; Viridiplantae; Chlorophyta; Chlorophyceae; Chlamydomonadales; Volvocaceae
Exons: 9
Coding region: 1-1152 (383 amino acids)
Molecular function (GO): protein binding
Source: RefSeq, a predicted model, not a curated record